GUUCUUAAUAGCUUCUGGUUGAGGAGACAAAGAACAGUGUUCUUGGCUGUUUAUAAAAAGUUGUUGUUGUGUUCUGUCUUGGUUAUAGCUCAGAAUUCAACAAGAAUGGAAAACCAUGAUGAGGUAGCUAUAAAUGUAAACAAGGAGGUCUCCAACUCAAUUGAAGGCUCAGGCACCUAUAUCUCUGUGCCUUUCUUGCAGAAGUUGUUAGCUGAGGUGGUGGGGACAUAUUUCUUAAUAUUUGCAGGCUGUGCUUCAGUGGUGGUGAACAAAAACAACAACAAUAUUGUUACACUUCCUGGGGUCGCAAUUGUUUGGGGACUUGUUGUGAUGGUUCUUGUUUACUCUGUUGGUCACAUCUCUGGUGCCCAUUUCAAUCCUGCCGUUACUAUUGCUUUUGCUAUCACCAGGAGGUUUCCUUUGAUUCAGGUACCAUCUUAUGUAACAGCUCAGCUCCUUGGAGCCACACUUGCAAGUGGUACUCUGAAACUAACAUUCAGUGGCAAGCAUGACCAGUUUUCAGGAACACUCCCAGUAGGAUCUGAUCUGCAAGCUUUUGUUAUUGAAUUCAUAAUCACAUUUUUCCUUAUGUUUGUCAUAUCCGGGGUUGCCACUGAUAACAGAGCGAUUGGUGAGUUGGCUGGGAUUGCAAUUGGGUCUACGAUACUUCUGAAUGUGAUGAUUUCAGGGCCAGUGACAGGAGCAUCAAUGAACCCAGUUAGAAGCCUAGGACCUGCUUUUGUGCACCAUGAAUACAGAGGAAUAUGGAUAUAUUUAGUGGCACCGGUUCUGGGGGCAGUGGCAGGAGCAUGUGUCUACAACCUCAUUAGGUACACAGAUAAACCACUGCGUGAGAUAACCAAGAGUGCCUCCUUCCUCAAAGCAACAGGACGUGGUGGCUCCAGAUAAUUUAAGCAAAAAUGGACAAAACUUGCCACCAAGUGUCAUGCAGAGAGUCAAUCACUAAGCAGUUGUGUUUGUUAGAAAUAAUAAUUACUAAAUCAAAAGUUUUCAUAUGUAAUCACUAAGAUACUAUAAUAAUAUGAGUAUUUUGUUGUUCUGUAAAAGUUCGUGCAUUUAAGUAAGCAC
Gastrolobium bilobum is the source of this 1089-nucleotide messenger RNA. RefSeq names its product nodulin-26-like. Gene Ontology annotation, cellular component: membrane. Gene Ontology annotation, molecular function: channel activity. Lineage: Eukaryota; Viridiplantae; Streptophyta; Magnoliopsida; Fabales; Fabaceae. Bases 106 to 909 code for a protein of 267 amino acids. The record is from RefSeq and is a predicted model, not a curated record. Gene Ontology annotation, biological process: transmembrane transport. The transcript is spliced from 5 exons.